AUGUCCAUCCACCUCAUUGCGCUUAUUGCUCCUAUCCCUUCCGCUUCCGAUGCGAUUUCCAUAACCUUUAUCCGCACUCGUUAUAACACUCGCUCUGUGUUUGCACUCGCUUUGCACAUCCGCUUCCUUAUCCGUUUCCUUAUCCGGUAUUUUCCGCACAACGCGCGCCUUAGCGCUCACGUUCCCACGCUCGCGCUUACCUUAGUUGUCGCACUAUACGAAGAGGACUACAAUGUUGACAAGCCUGAGGCUCCACUCACAGAAGCAUCACAUGACUCGGAUGAUGAGCUUAUGGCUCCAUUGACACAAGGAUUAGUAGGGGAGCAGUACUCACAGGAGCCUAGGGUGCCAUUCACACAGGUAGAUAAUUAUGCGCUCAAGCGGAAAGCUAGUGAAGAUCUCACCAUGGAUGAUGAUGAGUCCUUGGUGUCCCAGUGGUCCAUGGAGAUUGAUGGCAACCCACUGGCAGCAGAACUUGUGGAAGACCCAAUUAUGAGUUCUGAUGAGGCACCACUCCCCGCUAAACCUAACACAGUGAAGGAGGAGAAGGUUCUGCGUACCACAUAUUUGACAUCUGUUACUGCAUAUCAGGCUACUGUCAACAGCAAGCCGCUGGCUCAUAAAAAGGCCAAGAACGUCGCUACCACACUGGACAACAUCAAAACACAUGGCGCCUAUCGCACAGUUGACUUACCUGCAGCAAUGCAAGUGGACCAGCACUGGGCAAAGAAUUUUAUCCCUACCAUAAUGCUGUGGGCCAGAAGCUAUGAAGAUAUCUGGAGUAUCCCAGAUGAAGUCCUUCUCCAUCACACUCAGCUUGUUUUUAAUGCAGUGUACAGCGAUCUCAAUAUUGUGAUUGUUCAUGGUGGUGUGAUACAUUCACUUACUGCACAGCACAUUUCAGAAUGGCGCAGCAAUUUUGGCUCUACAGGGCUAGUCAUUAUCAUGGACUUUUUGUCACAAAAUUCCAACGUGGAUCCUGUCAAACUAACUAAAUCCCUUCUUGUUGACUGGGCAUCCUUGUUUGAGGACCCUGACAGUCCAUCUCCACUCACUGCAUACCGCUCACCUUUCAUAUUGCAGCUAUUUGGCACAGCACACCUCAACGCCAUCAAUGGAUUUAGUCGGUAA
Molecule: messenger RNA, 1131 nt
Organism: Suillus subalutaceus
Lineage: Eukaryota; Fungi; Basidiomycota; Agaricomycetes; Boletales; Suillaceae
Exons: 8
Coding region: 1-1131 (376 amino acids)
Source: RefSeq, a predicted model, not a curated record